This is a messenger RNA of Epinephelus lanceolatus (giant grouper), 1574 nucleotides long. RefSeq names its product tubulin tyrosine ligase-like family, member 9 (gene ttll9). Gene Ontology annotation, biological process: protein polyglutamylation; microtubule cytoskeleton organization. Gene Ontology annotation, cellular component: ciliary basal body. Lineage: Eukaryota; Metazoa; Chordata; Actinopteri; Perciformes; Serranidae. Gene Ontology annotation, molecular function: tubulin-glutamic acid ligase activity; tubulin binding. The record is from RefSeq and is a predicted model, not a curated record.
UGCUAACUGGAUGCUACUUACGCAUACUUUAAUAUAACGCUAGUUUACUAUCCUAUUUUUCUAAAAUUACAUAGCGUGCGCCUCUAUGUCAAAGUAUAAGACUUCCGGAUACAAAGGCUCAUAUGACUACAACAAAAGUGAGGAGCGGGAGGGAAGAAGCUGUGUGCGUUACAAAUGUGGCCUGCUGAACACCAUACAGGAUGUCCUGCGCCAAAGGCCAGGUUGGAUUGAAGUCAAAGAUGAAGGAGAGUGGGACUUUAACUGGUGUGAUGUGGGCUGGCUCAGGGAGAACUUUGAUCAUUCCUACAUGGAGGAACAUGUAAGGAUAAACCACUUUCGCAACCAUUAUGAGCUGACUCGCAAGAACCUCAUGGUGAAAAACCUCAAAAGAUACCGGAAAACUCUUGAAAGGGAUGUUGGCCGCAUGGAGGCAGCCAAAUGUGACUUUUUCCCCUGCACCUUUGCACUGCCCAGCGAAUAUCAUCUCUUUGUAGAGGAAUUCAAAAGAAACCCUGGCAGCACUUGGAUCAUGAAGCCGGUAGCAAAAUCUCAAGGGAAAGGCAUUUUCCUGUUCAGGAAACUGAAAGACAUCAUGGACUGGAAGAAGGAUGGCACCCGCUCAGAGGAACAGAAGGAUGCAGCUCAAGUGGAAAGCUAUGUGGCACAGCGCUAUAUAGAGAACCCCUACCUAAUUAAUGGCAGGAAAUUUGAUCUGAGGGUCUAUGUGCUGGUCACAUCCUAUGUUCCCUUAAAGGCCUGGCUGUAUCGAGAUGGCUUUGGCCGCUUCUCAAGCACCCGCUUCUCCCUCAGCAGUAUUGAUGACAAGUAUAUGCACCUCACGAAUGUGGCUGUUCAGAAAACAGCGCCAGACUAUGAUCCUGAAAAGGGAUGUAAGUGGCAGAUGCAACAGCUUCGAAGAUACCUGACUGCAAAGCACGGCAGAGAGACGGUAGAGUCCCUGUUUAAAGAGAUGGAUAACAUCUUUGUCCGCAGUCUACAGAGUGUACAGAAGGUCAUUAUAAAUGACAAACACUGCUUUGAGCUCUACGGGUACGACAUUCUACUGGAUCAGAACCUCAAACCGUGGCUAAUUGAAGUGAACGCCUCUCCGUCGCACACACCCAGUAGUCAAGAGGAUUACGAGAUGAAGUGCCGGCUGCUGGAUGACACAUUGAACGUGGUUGAUAUGGAGGGAAGGCUGACUGGCAAGGAGAAGAGGGUGGGUGGCUAUGAUCUCAUGUGGAACGACGGGCCCGUCUAUAGAGAGGAUGUCAACCUAGAAACAAUUGGUGGUUCGUGUUUCCCUGCCAACACACACUUAGGGUGUGUAAACGACAUAGAGAAGCAGCUUCGCCGGCUUCUGAAACCAUUUCCAGGCCAGAAGAGGAUGUAACACACCCAUCAUUUUUAUGUCCCACUAUUAUAGUAGUUUGUAUGUGUAUAUGUGUCUGGGGGAGGGCAGUGAAUACAAAUAACUGAAAAACAUAAGUAAUAAUUCAUACAAAAUGAGCUUUCUGUGCACCUAGGAUGAAAUCUGAAUAUGCAAAUGAAUGAAAACCACAUUUGUAAAACUA